Molecule: messenger RNA, 507 nt
Organism: Acanthosepion pharaonis
Lineage: Eukaryota; Metazoa; Mollusca; Cephalopoda; Sepiida; Sepiidae
Source: the annotation of a GenBank genome assembly
AUGCUAUGGUUUUUCCGCGUCACAUGUGGACGUGAUGAGACGUCUGAAUUUCCGUUUCUUCUUCUUUCUUUCAUUCUUUUCAUAUUCGGUUCUCCUCUUUCCGUCUUUCUUUCUUGUUUCAUGUUUCAUUCACAUCUUUCUUUCUUUUUUAUUUCUAUGUGUGCUCAUUUCUUUCUUUCUCUCUCUCUCUCUUUCUUUCUUUCCAUGUUUGCCCCUUUCUUUCUUUUCACAUUCCGUUCUCCUCUUUCGUUCUUUCUUUCUUUCCUUCUUUCUUUCGUUUUUCUCUUUCUUUCUUUCUUUCUUUCUAUAUUCCGUUCUCCUCUUUUUGUCUUUCUUUCUUGUUUCAUUCUCCUCUUUCUUUCUUUUUUCUUUCCAUGUGUGCUUCUUUCUUUCUUUCUUUCUUUCUUUCUUUCUUUCUUUCUUUCUGUUACCGUUGAAAACUAUCAUUUGCACCGUCUUCUUAUUUUUAUUAAUAAAUUCUUCUUAAUUUUUUUUCUUUCCCCAUGA